Protopterus annectens (West African lungfish) is the source of this 8682-nucleotide messenger RNA. RefSeq names its product sideroflexin 1 (gene SFXN1). Gene Ontology annotation, molecular function: monoatomic ion transmembrane transporter activity. The coding region runs from base 134 to 1102 and encodes 322 amino acids. The transcript has 11 exons. NCBI's taxonomy places the organism in Eukaryota, Metazoa, Chordata, Ceratodontiformes, Protopteridae. Gene Ontology annotation, biological process: monoatomic ion transport; serine import into mitochondrion. The record is from RefSeq and is a predicted model, not a curated record. Gene Ontology annotation, cellular component: mitochondrial inner membrane.
CUCGAGAACUUUUGAGAACCGCUUCCUGUUUCGAAUCAGAUCGGUCUGACUGAAGUGGAAGGUCAGCCCUGGUUCCCAGGCCACUCACAGGAGAGUCGCUGUAGUACUGGCAAACGGAAACACGUUGGUGAAAAUGUCUGCAGAAUUGCCAUUAAACAUUAACAUCAAAGAACCACGCUGGGAUCAGAGCACCUUUACUGGGCGAGCCAAACACUUUUUUACAGUUACUGACCCAAGGAAUAUUCUACUAUCCAAUGAACAGCUAGAAAAUGCAAGGAAGAUAGUGCAUGACUACAGACAAGGUAUUGUGGCCCCAGGAUUAACAGACGAUCAGUUGUGGAGAGCAAAAUAUGUCUAUGAUUCAGCCUUCCAUCCUGAUACUGGAGAAAAGAUGAUUCUUAUAGGUCGAAUGUCUGCUCAGGUGCCCAUGAACAUGACUAUCACUGGCUGUAUGAUGACGUUUUACAGAACGACCCCUGCAGUGCUUUUCUGGCAGUGGAUUAACCAGUCUUUUAAUGCUAUAGUAAAUUAUACCAAUAGAAGUGGAGAUGCUCCAAUUACUGUAAGUCAGUUGGGAACGGCUUAUGUUUCUGCUACAACCGGUGCAGUCGUAACAGCUCUAGGACUUAAUGCUCUCACCAAGCAUGUUUCACCUCUUAUAGGUCGUUUUGUUCCAUUUGCUGCUGUAGCAGCAGCUAACUGCAUUAACAUCCCACUUAUGAGGCAAAGGGAGCUGAAAUAUGGAAUUCCAAUAACAGAUGAAAAUGGAAACAGAUUAGGAGAGUCUACAAAAGCUGCUCAGCAAGCAAUUACACAAGUAGUCGUUUCUAGGAUUCUUAUGGCAGCUCCUGGCAUGGCCAUCCCACCAUUUUUAAUGAAUUCUUUGGAAAAGAAAGCAUUUUUGAAGCGAUUUCCAUGGAUGAGUGCCCCUAUACAAGUCGGUUUAGUAGGAUUCUGUUUGGUAUUUGCCACUCCACUUUGCUGUGCACUUUUCCCACAGAAGAGUUCCAUGUCAGUAAGUCGCCUGGAGAUGGACCUUCAAGCAAAGAUACGAGAGUCUAGCCCUGGACUGGAACGUGUUUACUUUAAUAAAGGACUAUAACCGAGUGAAAGACAAUGACUGCCUCAGCUAUCCAAGACUUAUUUGUAGUGAAUUUAUGUUAUUUUUAUUAUGCCAGCAUUGGGGGGUCUGUAUUUUCAUUCCCUUGUCAUCUUAAAGACAAGAAAAACUGAACUGUGAUACCAGUAUUACUCAUUAACCAGCAAAGAAGCAAAAAGUGCUGCCUGUGCUUGUGUGUUUUGUGAGGAUUUUUAAUAUACGUGACAUGUGGGUAUUCACUAAACACAGCCGUAGCUCUCACCUUGGUCUUGAGUUUGCUGUAUGGUUAGGAUAUGUGAAAACUCCACAACUCCUUAUCUUAUGGUGACAUAGGCUACUCAGCAAGUUAAAACUUGCAUAUAUCCUUCUUCUCCCCUCUUAUCUGGCUGUUAAAAUCUCAGGGUCUCAUGCUUGGAGCAUGCCUGCCCCCCCCCCCCAGCUUGUAUAGAAUACCGCUUCACUUACAUUAACUGAUAUGUAUACCCUCAGGAACCCUGUAACUCACAUCCCUUCCUUUAAGUUUUAUUGAAAGUUAUUGUAUUUGAUGGCUGGAACACACACAUCUUCCAGAUGUACUCGGUCUCCACAGGUUCUAGCUCAGUACUACCAGUAGAGUUGAAUUUUCUUUUCCUUUUUGCCUGUCACCCUUUCAUAGGUGCCAGUACUUCAUCCCUUUUGACUUUUUGGUGCCAAAGUAAGAAUCUGAAGGCAUUCAUCAGUGCCCACUUAUUAACUCUGAUGAGAUGCAUCUUUCCACAAGGACCAGCGAGAUGGCUUAUUUAAAAGUUCUAGACAGCGCAAAAUGCAGACUGCAGGAAAUCUGAAUUCUUGGCUUAAGUCAAGACCCUGCCUCCAUGUCCUAGUCCACUACACCCCUUGUGACUAAUUCAUCCUUCCUACAGAAGUUGUUGUCCUGUAUGUAGGGAGAGAAAAGUGGUACACUUCUCACCUGUGAAUAGGUGAUUCAAAGAGACAUCACCCCCUAACAUUCACUCUUGUUAAGGACACCCAGAAGGUGAUUGCUAAGUGCCUUCUCACCCUGCAGGAGUUGCUCUUAAGUUCCAUAUCAUGAGCGGGUAUAUGAGAUGAUGAUUCAGUAGAAGGUUUAAUGGUGGCAUAAAGCCCUGCAUUGACUUCUCACUCCAUAGUACUGCUACUGGUGCAGGCAUUCCCAUCAUGUGUUGGGUCACCAUCUUGCUUGCUCUAAAUUGAGACUGAGGCUUACACAGUCGCUUUCUUCUGUUACAGGAGGGGUGCAAUACUUGGUGUUUAGAGGCUAACCAGUGGGGAAAAUUAUCCUUCCCCAGUUCCUUGGCCAUUAACAAGUUUGAACUGAUGGAUGUUUGUCUGUUGGAGAGCAGCAUGGACAGUGAAUGAAUGUUCUGUUGCAGUGGUCUUUAAGAUGCUCUUUUAUGAGAAUGUUUCAGAAAUCCACUCUUGAGGUGACCAUCUGUUCCCGAAGCAGACGUGUAUGGUAUGGAGCAGUAAAAUGUCACAGUUGUUAGGGAUGCUGCUUCCUGACUCCACCUGCUUGGUUUUAUUUCUAGUUUAACUGGGUGGAGUCCACUUUUUUCUCAUGUCCAGUUUGUUCUACAGGCACUGUUUUAUCCUCUCGUAUCUUGAGAACAUAGUUAGCUUAGCUUGUCUAGACUAUCCCAAGUUUAUGUUAUGGAGCUUUUUCUUCCCUGGUUUCCUGUGUAAAUGAUAAUUUGUUGCAGUGGGGAUUAGUUACUUUUGGCAAGCCCUGUCCAUAGAUGAGUGAGGAACACCCUAUGAUUUCAUGGCUCUUGACUGGAUGAUGGUAUGUAUGGCCUUCUUCCUUUGAUAAAACAUCUCCAGCAUUUAAAAGAAAUAUGGCAGCCUGGAAAGACCUAAUAAACGCUAGUCAUCGUGAUCCCUUCACUCCAGCUUUCCAUCAUGCCCUCCUGAAUGGAUUAGUGUGCACAUAGCCUCAUACAGCAGUUCUAAAUAUUUCAUAGGUAGGUACUAGGCUAUUUGCCCGAGGGCAUUUGUAAGCCUAGCCAGAGUGUGUCGACUUUCGCUGCCCCAUUGAUUAAUUAACUGAGCCUCUGUCAAGCAGAGCUAAUGAAGUGAUCCCAGGGGUGUAUUUUCUGAGAUAUGCUGAAGGUUAUUACUUCAGGUGUGUCAUAUCUUGUAUAACUAUCACCAGUGAUAACAGCAUUCUGGAGUUUGUAGGAAAAGACCACUUGAUAGCCAUUGUAUAUCCUCUUGUGACAGAAUAGAUGUUGCCCGAAGGGCAGCUGGUGCAUUUUCAGCCUGUCUUUACCAGAGAGGUAGAGGACACUGUUCUGCUACAGAAACAAGCAAGGAGCAUUUUACUUCCAAGGAGUUGCGGGAAAGUCCUCUAAUUGUGAAUUUAAGUGAAUUCAGCCUUCACAUCAUUCAUCGGAAGUUUCACAUAAUUCUGAUGAAGUCCGAGUUCUGCUUCUUCAAUGUGACUUUUAGAUGGCUUGAUUAAAACUGGUGGAUGCCUGUUGGUUCAUCAGUAUCAAGGAGCCAGACAGACUACUACUGAAUUUAGUUGUAGCCCGAAAACAUUUUCAUCACAACCUGCUUCCAUUUGGCUUUUCUUCCACUGCAAAGGACUUUACCAAGGUGUGGGCUAUCUUAGAAGUGGCCCUCCCACAGUGCAUGCAUUUCAUAUCUUAUUACGUGGUUGAUUGGUUGUUUAUGACACCACCACAAUUCUUUGAUGGUGGUACUUGUCUAAACUUUGUAUAACCUAUAAUCAUUGGGAUCACCAUCAUCUAGUAAGUAUCCUGCCUGCUUCAAGUAUAGCACAGUCCUUUUGGUAAAACAUGGCCAAAAUCCAUAUGAACACCUGUCUAUCCUUAGUGAAAAAAGCUCAGAAGCUGAGAGAUCUGGCAUUUUGUGUUGAAGUAGUAACUUAAAUGCCUGUUUUACCUUUGGAGAUUUGUGGCAGUGACGUACUCAUUCUUCCUUGACUGUUGUGUAAAUUCUGAAGUGGAUAUUUCAUUGACUGUGGCUUGCAGGGUUAACAUUCCUUGUUAGUUCUCUGAGUGUGAACUUUUAUUACAGUGCCUUGGAUUGGUAGAUCUUAGCCUGCAGCCUGGUGACUGUCAUCCUCUGCCUCUUCUUGACACACUUCCUGAUUUUAAUCCCUCUGCUGGGGGUUGUGAGCCUAAUUUAUCUCUUCCUGGUUAUAGAGAUUUGAGUCCACUGAAGACGCAUCUGUGCAUUAGUUCCCUCACAUUGAAGGCUGCAUCCCUAUGGCUGCGAGCAGUUUUGUACUCACGAAGACGGAACAUCUUGUUGUGACCCUGUGCCAUCAAGAUGUUGAUAAGGUAUCUAAACUAGCAGAUGAAGGAAUUGCAUUUACUUCUUUAGUGGAAGUAAACUGCCGGCAAAAGCCUGUAUGUGUGGUAGCAGACGAAGGAAUUGCAUUUACUUCUUUAGUGGAAGUAAACUGCCGGCAAAAGCCUGUAUUUGUGGUCCAUAUCCCAGAGGAAUCAAAUGUUCCAGUAGAUGAUAGCUCCAUGUCUUAGAAAGAUAAUGCCCAUAUCACAGAGGGAUAAGAGUAGCAAUGCAUCUUCGAUGUUCAGGCUUGAAUAAAUGCCAGGGAACUGGAGAGCUGGCUGAGCAUUGAGAGAAGAGAUCAGGCCAUGCCUGCUUGCCUGUGAUCUCUGUGUGUAUUUUUUGGAUGGGAGGGUAAGAUGCCUAUGUCCAAAUUGUGUAUACUUUCAUCCCAUUUCAUGGGGAGAAAGUGGAGUUACAUUUGCCUUCAAGUCAUCAAGGUUUUCUAAGGAGUUGCGUCACUCAUGGAGAUGAGUGACAUGCCCUCAGAAAGACCUAUUGCAUACCCACCCCCUUGAGAGAUUAUGGGCGUGAGUGAGGAAAAUGUUUAGUUUAAAAAACCCUCUGUUGAUAGAUGAUAGCAUCUUCAUGGCCCUUUUGUAUCACUUGUGACUGGUGGGCAUGUAAAAGCGAAAACAAAAUUGUCCUGAUAGUUUGGACAUGAGUUUCUUCUUCAUAUGUUAGUGUUCAGAUCAAUUUCCGGAGGUAUAACAGUCCAGAAGUCACACUUUAGGUUAUUCAGAAGAAUAUUGUAUUGCUGUGCGUUUCUGCUCUGUUCAACAAAGUAAGGGGAAGUGGACAAUAUGUGCAUUCUUGGUGGUGUGUGGCAAAGAUUAUUUAUUUGCCCUGCUUGCUAAUAAGUUAAAUGUAGAAAUCCCAAGGCGUAGUCUCUUCAUAUUGCUAUGCCACAGUGGCUUCAUCAUUUUGAUGGUAUGAACAGCUCUGCCCUAAACUGCAAAUGUUCCCAUUCAGCUACAAGAAUAUCCUCUGGGAAAGUUUGUAUUAGUGGCUGUCAGGAAGCAUUCCAUUCAAGCUCUCUGCCAGGAUAAGUGGAAGAGUUUGUUAGUCUGUGUGAGGGUUUUGCUUUUCCUCUUCAGUCCCGUCAGUCUCCACAUUUGCGUGGAUUGUCUCAACUUUCUUUAUUCUGUACCUCAUUCUGUGCUACCAAGGGACAUGCAUUAGAAAUCUUUUAAUGUUAAUAAUCUACUGGAAUGCAAAACUCUGUCCAUUGUAGAUUGUUGAAAAGGUUUGUAAAAGAGAGCUAUGAUCUCUGGUAAGUGGUCAUCAUCACUUUUGCACAUGAAUGUCCUGACUAAUUUACUAUUGACUUAACCCAUCUGACAAGAUGUGUUUGAUGGGCCUGGAAUUUGUAUCCCCAAAUAAUUUGUUCUUCAUAGUUAACAUGUCAUCUUGAUCAAAUUGCAAGAUUUGUAAAAUGUUUUAGCUUUUUUCCUAAAAAGACUGAGUCUGAUCUCCAAUCAAAUUCCCAUUUUCUUCCAAAAGUAGUUUCAGAGCUGACACUUGUACAGUUGGUUCUUCGGCUAGUUUUCUUUCUGGAUGUUGAAAUUAUUAGAAACAUGUCCACCAUUAUGGUUAUACUUAAGUACGGUCCAUGAGAAUAGCUGGGCAGAUCAGCUUUUUGUUUCCUUUGCUUACGCCAUAAUGUCCAAGUGAAUUGCCAUUUGUAUUCCUUUUGUCACCAUAAAGUCUAAUGUGGCCCUGGCCAGCAGGUGACAAGAGCAUUUCUCUGGUGAGGUGGCUGCCAUUGUUUUAUGUCUCAGGUCAAUGUCUGUGGCAUGGCCACUUGGUUAUCAUUGCCUGCCUUUGACAAGCAUUUAAAUUGACCUUCAAUCAUUCUGCCAUAAAAUUUUCUUUCUUGCAGUUUAGAGUUCUUUGAAACAUUGCCUGGGAUUUUUUUUUUUUUGGGGGGGGGGGGAUACUAUUGAGGAUUCUGCCCAAUUAUUCCAUCCACUCAGAGAUUCCUUCAAAAUAGGUUGCAACAGAUAUUCUGUUGCAGUUUUCCUUCAUCCAUCUGCCUUGCCUGGAAUUAUCAUCAUGGCAGCUGGGACUUCUUAAAUAAACUUUGGAAUUCUACAGUCUUUUUUUUUUUUUUUUCUUGCAUUUUUAACCUUCUUUUGGAGUGCAAGUCAAGAACCGAACCAUCUAAUAACACCCUCCCCCUAAUUUCAACAUAAGGAUGCUAUGUGUCAUCCAAAAGGGAAGUGUCUGUCCCAAACAUGAGUACUUGAGAUUAGGAGGAGCAUUGUCAGAGGAUACAAGAAGGAUAUAACCAAGCAUUCCACCUGCAGAAGAGAGCCUUAAUAGUUUGUGCUGGAUAUUACCAGCUAGAAAAAGUGUAAUCAGUAGUUGUGUGCAUGAGGGUGUCCCAUAGAAAUGAUUGCAUUUGUGCAACACUGUUUAAAGGGCAACAGUGAAAGAAAGGCUUAGUUACAUGGUCUUACACUCUCAAAUAUCGCGAGCUUAUUAUACCACUUCAGAACUGGUUAUACACACACUAUGGGAGUCACUGGCUCAAUAGGAAUAUAUUACAGUAAUACUGUUAUUUUAACUCAGAAUAAAGAGCAGAAUGUCAGAACUGCAUUUGGAAGGUAAUUACUAAAGUAAUUUAUGCAGGUUAGAAGUGUACAUCCACUGGUGUUCACAGUAUCAUGGCAUACCUACUGGAUGUUUAUAUUUUCAUAAACUGACUUGUCUUUCUUACAUUUAAAUAAUGUAUUAUUUAUAAAUUUACUGCCUCAUUUACUACAAUACAGGUGACACCAAGCCAAAGGAAAUAAGAUUGGCAAGUUUCAUGACUGAUGCAAAGAUAACAUGGUAGGAGUAAAUAAACUGAGUUGUUUUUGGAAAUAUUAAGCAAUAUUUUGGGCUCUUUAGGCCUGAACAGUAUUAGAGUAGGCGAUUCAGAUUUUAAAGUUUGUGUGCAUUUAUGUUUCUUAAACUGCCAUUUUUUUCAGUAGUACCAGAAGUCCAAGUUCUAUUUCUCGUAUUCAACAGGUUUAACCAUGUUACCUUGCAUAAAAGGCAAAGCAAAUUCCAGUAAUUUCUUUACAUUUUCAACACAUUCCAUUUUGUUUGCAGUCUUACACUGAUCGGCUCACCUUCAAUGCAAUGAAUAUUAAAUGUGAUUGUAUUGUUGCAUGUUGUACCAAAAAAUGCAGAGUGAUAGGUGAUGUUUUCUAAAGUACUGUAUCUAGUAGAUUGGUAGAACUUUUUCUCGGGGGAACAACAUUCUCAUCAGUAUGCAGUGUGUGUUUUUUAGAUGCUGGUUUGAGCUUGUGCCUAGAAAUCAAAUGGUUAGAUGUACCAUAAAUCAAGAACAUUAGUGUUACAAGCGUCGAUGUUAACGAGUCAUAUCCACUCCUGUAGCGACCCUAUGAACAGCCGCCAGCAUCCGUGGAGUUUACUAGGCAAGUAGGGAAUAGAAGUGUUACACUGUGCAGUAAACAUAACAUUCAGGCUUGUGUGUGCUAGCUCUUAAUGAAUGAACCUCAUGGGUAAAUGUCAUGAGGUCUUUUUACAUAUAGUGUAAACUAGAUUAUCGUGCACACAUUUCCUGAAUGCCUUUUUAAACUAUAACUGACACAAAAAUUACAGAAAUGUUUAUGACUUACUAGUUGCAAAUACUUUCUCGAAUUGUAAGGAACUCUGAAAAUGUGCAAGUUGAGCAUCUCUGUUAAGAAACUAAUUAUUUACGUGCAUAUUAUGUAAUUAGCAGUGCAGGACUUAAAAAAGUUAAUUCUUUCCUUUCUAGUCGGCCGUACAGAUGACAAGAGGUUUACUUUAAGUAGAGGUGGUGCAGACACCAAUUUAUGUUUUUAUUCUUUUGAGUACAUAUUUGAAAACAUUUGAGACCGUGUCUUAGCAGCCAUUCAGUCUUGACUAGUAUAUGAGGGCCCGAACUCAUAGUCUUGUGUUAUGGAUUAAAAUUCAACAUCUUGCAACAUCUGUCAGAACUGAGCUUGUGAAGAUGAUCAUUUGACAUGCAUUCUGUAGAAGUGUUAUUUUGGUACCCUUAAACAAGUUCUCAUACUAGAAAGCCAGAGUAAAUUGUGGUUACACAUCUGCUUUGGCUCUUUUUUUGUCUUGUAACUGUUAUUUAAACUUUAGUUGAACCUGUUUUUUCCUAGUUUAGAUGGGUUUCCAUUUGAAAGAGUAACCACUUUUCUGUAUUUUAAAAACAAUACAAAACAAAAAAAUAAUAAAAUAAAAAAACUCUUAUGAGCGAA